Molecule: messenger RNA, 858 nt
Organism: Nestor notabilis (Kea)
Lineage: Eukaryota; Metazoa; Chordata; Aves; Psittaciformes; Psittacidae
Gene: PSMG3
Product: proteasome (prosome, macropain) assembly chaperone 3
Exons: 2
Coding region: 4-372 (122 amino acids)
Biological process (GO): proteasome assembly
Source: RefSeq, a predicted model, not a curated record
GCGAUGGAAGCGAAUCCCAUCGUGAUGUCCAAGCAGCGGGAGGAGGUGGUACACGGGGUCCCCACGGAGGUGGUGUGCACAGCAUUCUCCAACUCCAUCCUUGUGGUAGUCACACAGUAUGGCAAGAUGGGCACCAUCGUUUAUGUGGACCCCAACACAGUCGGUGACAACGUGAGCAGGCCCUCGCUCACCACAAAGGUGCUGCUGGGCAAGGAUGAGCCCCUCGUUCAUGUUUGUGCCAAAAACCUGGUGGCAUUCGUGUCUCAGGAAGCUGGGAACAAACCCGUUCUUCUCGCCAUGGCUUUAAAGGACAAGACCAUGGAAGGAAUACAAGCUCUACGGGAAGUGAUCCGAAGUUGCCAAGUGUGGUGAAGUUGUGCCAUCUGGAUUCAAGGAAAUGAUCUUGAGUCUGUGACUCAUCACCACCUAUUUAGAAGGACAAGAAAUGAAAAUGAUGGAAUGUCUUUGUGCUGGUUUUGGACGAACUGAGGAAUUUCAUGAAUUUUUCUCUACUGUGUAGAACAUUUGUGGGUUUUGUUACUGUGACAGGUUUGCAGUCCAUACAGUCAGUGAUGAGACGAGGGCAAUUGUCUCAACAUACAAGAGAAGUGUUAUUUUAAUGAUGUUGGGUGGGAUGUAUAUUUGGGAAGUGGCGUGGCUCUGCGUUUGUAUCCUGAGGAGCAAUGGAUGCCAAGCUCUGGAGCUGCACUGCACCGCAGAGGGGGAACACCCAGUGCAGAGUGAAUAAAAGAAACACUGACAAAUCUAAUUUUACCUGUUUUCUUUUUUGCUCUCUGAAAAUUGCUUCAAUUGAAAUACAAGCCUGUAACAAAUCAACAGCAGUUGCAUAAUAGGAAA